Protopolystoma xenopodis is the source of this 336-nucleotide messenger RNA. The record is from the annotation of a GenBank genome assembly. Lineage: Eukaryota; Metazoa; Platyhelminthes; Monogenea; Polystomatidea; Polystomatidae.
UUCAAUGUUUGGACAGGUCGCGAUCGAGGUCGAAUCGAGAGGACCUGGCUAGAUGGAACGCAUCGCAAAGUGAUUGUCUCUCGGCGCACGCACUGGCCAAACAGCAUUGCUCUGGAUUGGGCCGCCAGACAACUCUACUAUGUCGAUGCUUAUUUGGCCGUGGUCAGUCGUGUAAGCUAUGAUGGUGGCCGACCGGAACCAGUCCUUACUGGCAAUCUACCGCACCCAUUCGGACUGACUUUGCUUGUUCAGGUAAUGCUCGUUACACGCCGAAUGGCUCGCCUGCCAUUUGGUUCACGGAAAAUAUCUCUUUUUGUCAGUAUUUAUCUUCUCUGA